Molecule: messenger RNA, 2692 nt
Organism: Paramecium octaurelia
Lineage: Eukaryota; Ciliophora; Oligohymenophorea; Peniculida; Parameciidae
Source: the annotation of a GenBank genome assembly
AUGGAUGAAAUAUUAAUGUCUUAGCGAAUGGGACCAUCUGCACUGACUCAAUAGUUAACUUCUAAGUAAGAGUCGCCGUGCAAUCUAAUGCAAGAGGAGGACUAUCAAGUAUAAAGCUAAAGAAAUAUCAGCGAGAACAAGAGCAUAGAUAUGAAUAUGUCUAGGUUUGAAAGUAAAGUAAUAAAAUAAAGUUAUUAAAGACCGAGUUUAAGAAACAUGCAUUAUUCUUAACAAAUAGAGCCUCAAGAACAAUUUAACCAUAGAAAUAAUCACAUUUUUUGUAAAGCUUCAAAUUGUAAUAACAUGUUCAUCGAUUCAUUAAUAAUUUAUUUACAAAUUCUUAUAUUCUUAGAAAUACUUACAAGUAAAAAAUUACGGAUAAGCUACUUGAAUAAUAAUUUAUUUCUUAGCAUAAGAAAAAGGGUAAUAUAAUUUUAAAUAAUCAAGAUUAUGAGAACGAUUCAGUUAUUCCAAUAUUCUUGCCAUCUACAAAUUCAAUAAUUUUAUGGGACAUUCUUGGAUUUUUAUGUAAUCUAAUGAUGCUUUGGUUCACUCCAUUCCUUGGAUCAUUUGAUAAUUACUACAAUGAAGCAAUAUCAGUGCUACAAUAAAUUAUAUUAAUAUAUCUAAUUUUUGACUUUUUAGCAUAAUUCAAUAGAGGAGUAUUUGUAUCAGCAGUUUUGAUAACAAAUAGGAAGAAGAUCAUUAAUUAAUAUAUAAAAUCAAAUGCUUUGACAGAUUUCUUAAGAUUAUUUAUAUGGGCUGAUCUGAAAUAUUAAUUAUUAUCUAAUUUUUGGUUUGAGAUCAUAAUAGUGCUACAAAUAAUAUUGAUAUAUUAGAGGCUACUUAGAUAUUUAUAAGAAUAUUAUUAUCAAUGUAUCUAUUCAAAGGGAGGAUAAAACUUUGUAUUAGAUUUAGUUCAGUUGAUCAUUCAAAUUUAUUAUUUUGCACAUAUCAUAGCAUGUAUAUGGCAUUACGUUGGUGAAAAUACCUACUAUUUGCAGAAUUCUUGGAUUAUAUAAAACUAAUUAAACGACGAAACAGUUUGGCAUCGAUAUAAUUCAGCUUUUUAUUGGGCAACUAUGACAAUGACAACUGUAGGCUAUGGAGAUUUCUCAGCCUAAAACUAAGUUGAAAUGAUUGUCUCUUCUUUAAUAAUGUUCUUUUCUAGUUAUGCUUUUGCUUAUACAAUGAGUUCGAUUGGCAUAAUCCUAAAAAAUGUUUAUGAUACUAAACUAACUUAUAAGUAUGAAUACCAGUAUAAUUAGAAAGAACCUAAUUUAAAUGAUUUAAUAUAUGAGUAAGAACUAAGUUGAUGAAUCUACUUAAGGAAGAAUAAGGAAUUACUUAAGAUUCUAAUAAGCUCAAGAAAAGAAAGAGAAUUAGGAUGAAAUUAAAAACCUUAUCAACCAAUUACCUAAGAAUUUAUAAUAAGAUUUAAAUUCAGACAUUUAAUCUAGAGUAAUUAGAAAGAUGAACUUGAUUAUAAAUCAUUUCUCAAAGUUUACAUAAUAAUAGGUUGCUAAAAACCUAGAAUUGAUCUAAUUUAUUCCUGGAGAUAUUAUAUAUAAAUAAGGUGGUCAACAUGAAGAUAAUUUGUAAUUUUGUAAUUAAUUUUUAAGAUAUUUUUUAUCAACUGGAGAUGCUAUCUUGAAAGAAAUUCAAACUGACUAAAAACUCAGAUCUGUCAAAUCUUCACAAUACUUGGGUUAUUAUUGUCUUUUUACUGGAUUUCCUCCUAAAGAAACAGCAAUUUGUCAAAGUCCAAGUGAACUAUAUAAAAUUAGUAGAAGGAAAUUUCUGGAUAUCGUUCGUCAAAACCAAAAGGAUUUUGAAAUCUUUCAUCACAUCAAGGAGAAGUUGAUUUUUUCAACAAAUUAUGUCCUUUUUGAUCAUAAAUGUAACUUUUGCAAUCGAUAUAUUCAUCAAGAAAUUGAUUGUCCUUUGAUUUAAUAUAAACCUGAUCUAGAAGCUAUUUUGAAGAAAUAAGAUUUUAAAUAAAUUCUAAAUCAUAGGAGAUCAAUUAUUAGAACAAAGAGAAAACAUCAUGCAUUAGCAUAACAUCAACCUAUUGAACAAUAAUUGAAAUUAUUUCAGUAAGACAAUCAAUUUUGUGAUGAUACAGAUUCUGAAUAGGAUGGUAAAUUGAGAUAGGAAAAAUCAUUUUUUUCUGAUCAAUAAAAAGGCUCAUUAUAAUUAUUAGUAACCGAAGAGGAUGGUCUCAUUGAAAAUUCUUCAUCUAGAUAGAAUUAAAAAAGAAUAUCAUAACAUUAUGGCCCAUUAAAAUUAUAAAACAGUAUCUUGCAUUAUUAAUCUAGUGUCAUCAUUUUCAAAGUAGCAAAUAGGAUAAGUUGAAUAGAAAACUUCAUUAAGAAGAACAUAUCUCUAAAAUGAAGAGUAGAUUUUAAUCAAAAGCUAAAGUAUGAUUCAGGAAGUGCAAUUGUUAUUAUAAAAAUAAUGUAAAUCCUCUUUCAUUUUGGACAAAGUAGGCACUGCAUUUCAAAGUUAUAUGCCUCAAUAUACAAUUGAAUCAUAGAUAAGAGAAUUAUAAAAAGGAUAGAAAAAAAGACAACAAAAAAGAUUUUGGAAAGAUGAUGAAAAAAAACUGAAUAAAUACACAUUUUCUAAUACUGUUAAAUUAUUGGCUCUAAAAAUACUUAAUUAAGGCAGAAAGGGGGUAAGCAAACUAUGA